AUGGGCGAGGAGUACUUCGAAUGGACCGUCCCGCAACUCAAGGAGCACUUGAGAGCUUUGGGAGUGGCCUCCACAGGCUCCCGAGACUUCCUCCUUCAACGCAUGAAGAUGUUCGCCUCGCCGGGCAAAGCAAAGCCAGCCACCGCCAAAGCGGCGACGUUGCCAAUCAGCACCAGUUCCAAGGCCAGCAAGGCCAAGCCCGCAGCUUCGAAGCUGAAGGUGGCCAAGGCACUUGCCAAGGCCCCGAAGGCCACGAAAGGGAAGAAGAGCGUGGCCGCUGACAAGAAGAAGCUGGCAAGGAGCAGUUCCAAGAGGACGGAGGACCUGGGCGAUCUGCACUCGCCAGUAGCCUCGCUCAACGGCUGCCUCAAGAAGGUCCCGACCGUCGACGUGUCGAAGGCAGUCUUCGGACCGGGGCCCUGCCUGAUGAAAGCCCUGCCGGGGAAGGCCCCCGAGGCCAAGAUGCGUAGGAUGCUUGAGGCUCACGAGUUCGAGUGCAAGGCCCUGAAACCAGCGGGCCUGUCCCUCCAGCAGCGCCUGGCCAUUCGACUCUACACCGCAGAGGACCCGAUUCCCAUCUACAAGGUGUUGAAUGCUCCAUUCCAUGCAUCCUCGCGGAGUCCGAGCACCAUCGCAAACCAGGCACCCUUCCUCAAGGUCAUGGCACAGGCAGUGAAAGCCUUGACGAAAGCGGGAAAGGCCUACACCUACAGUGGGCCCGCCUACCGCGGGAUCAAGGUCGCAAAGAGUCCUCUAUUGAAGAAGAAGUACACGAACUACCGCGACACCUUCAAAGUGGGCAGCCGGCUCACCUUCGCUGCCUUCACCAGCGUCUCUCUUUCCGACAGCACGGCCGAAAGCUUUGGAGAUCGGAUCCUUUUCCAGUUCACCAACGUGCGGGGCGUCCGCAUCGCCGACCUUUCGGCGAUCCCAUCAGAACUGGAGAUCCUGGUAGAGCCACCCGCAGUCUUCGAGGUCAAAAGCUGCGCAAAGUUUCACGGCGUGCUGAGCGUGGUGCUGGAGUCUGUCGAGUCUCCGAUGAAAUACUUGUAG
This is a messenger RNA of Symbiodinium natans, 1053 nucleotides long. Lineage: Eukaryota; Dinophyceae; Suessiales; Symbiodiniaceae. The record is from the annotation of a GenBank genome assembly.